Molecule: messenger RNA, 2528 nt
Organism: Cicer arietinum (chickpea)
Lineage: Eukaryota; Viridiplantae; Streptophyta; Magnoliopsida; Fabales; Fabaceae
Biological process (GO): snRNA 3'-end processing
Cellular component (GO): integrator complex
Source: RefSeq, a predicted model, not a curated record
UGAUAAGAAUUAAAAAAGAAAUUCCAAUUUAUGCCCUUUUCCAUCGGACACGAUCUUUCUCCCUCUCCUUCCUCCGGCGACGACCGCCGUCGCUCUCCCUUCCGCCGCCGUCGACCUUCUCUGUCCCUCUCCCUCUCCGUUCUGUCGAAUUUUCCUUCUCCUCUUCGUUCCUGCAACCUCAACGCGUCUCUCUCACUGAUACCUGAAGAGAGCUGCGGCAGUCGCUCUCUCGCCUGAGUUCGCGUCUCUUUUGCUUCGGCAGUCGCAUCUCUCUAUCACUCUCUCACUGCUCAUUUUUUGGAUUUUUUCCCCCCUAGUUCAUACAUAGCCAUUGCUACCUUCUGCUGGAAGCUACAAGAGGCUAUCCAUUUCAUCCUCUAUGAAGUUUACAUGUCUGAGUAAAGGUAGAGGCUUUCACUUCCCACCAUGUCACAUGUUGAAUUUUUGUGGGAUAAGAAUCUUAUUGGAUUGCCCUCUAGAUUUUUCUUCUCUCGCGGCCUUCUCCCCUAUACCUACUUCAUUGGAUGACUUGUCAUUUGAAGAAAGCAACAACACUGAGAAGAGACGAAAAAUUGAAAAUCUCCUUGAUGCUAAAAGCCUAAUUUUUGCAGAACCUUGGUACAAGACUGUUAAUAAAUUGCAUCUAUGGAAUGCUUCUUUAAUAGAUGUCAUAUUAAUCUCCAGCCCAAUGGGUAUUAUGGGAUUGCCCUUUCUUACUCGAACAAAAGGUUUCUCAGCUAAGGUCUAUGUAACUGAAGCAUCGUCAAGAUUAGGCCAGCUAAUGAUGGAGGAUCUUGUAUUAAUGCAUGCGGAAUUUAGGCAGUUUUACGGACCAGAGGAGUCUAAUUUCCCAUCAUGGCUGAGGCAGGAGGAACUUGAAAUACUUCCUUCUUUAUUGAAAGAGAUAUUGCUAGGAAAAGAUGGAGUGGAGUUGGGUGGUUGGAUGCCCUUGUACAGUGCAGCUGAUGUGAAGGAUUGUAUGCUAAAGAUCAAUACACUUAAUUAUGCCCAGGAAGCAUGCUACAAUGGUACAUUGGUUAUUAAAGCAUUCAGCUCUGGUCUAGAAAUAGGCAGUUGUAAUUGGAUUCUAAAUGGUCCAAAGGGCGAUAUUGCUUAUCUUUCAAGCUCCUGCUUCUUUUCUGCUCAUGCAAUGACUUUUGAUUACCACAGUCUACAGAAGUCUUGUGCAUUAAUUUAUUCAGAUUUCUCAUUUUUGAGUGAUGCACAAGAUAUUGAAGAUGGGGAUAAUUACUCUGAUCCAACUUCUGAUUUGGAUAGAGCCAACCUUAACUCUGAUGAGAAUUUAGAAGAAAAGGAAAAACUGGUUUUCAUAUGCUCAUGUGCUGUAGAGUCUGUCAAAGAUGGUGGUUCGGUUCUUAUUCCUAUUAAUCGACUUGGAGCUAUUUUGCAGCUUUUGGAGGAAAUGACAACAUUACUCGAAGCUUCGGCUAUGCAGGUUCCGGUUUAUAUAAUUUCUUCAGUGGCUGAAGAAUUACUUGCAUUGCUUAACAUUAUACCAGAGUGGCUUUGUAAACAGAGGCAAGAAAGAUUAUUUGCUGGGGAACCGCUGUUUGCGCAUGUCAAGCUUCUAAAAGAGAAAAAGAUUCACGUGGUUCCUGACAUUCAUUCACAUAAACUUUUAAAGGAUUGGCAAGAACCCUGCAUUGUAUUUUGUCCUCACUGGAGUCUACGUCUGGGUCCCGUUGUUCAUCUGCUUCGACGUUGGUGUGGUGAUCCAAAAUCUUUGCUUAUCCUUGAGGAUUUGGUGAAUCCUGAGCUAGCACUGUUACCUUUCAAGCCAGUUGCAAUGAAGGUUCUUCAAUGUCUGUUUCCCUCUGGAAUAGGGAUGCAGAAAGUUCAACCUUUACUCAAGACACUGCAGCCAAAGACUGUUCUGUGCCCUGAAGAUUUGAGGUUGCAGAUGAGUUUCUCGAGUGAAAAGUCGUUCUCGGUUUUGUAUUAUUCCGAAGCCGAAACUUUAAAAGUACCAUGUCGAAACAAUAAUUCAGACUUGAAAAUUGCCGCUGAUUUGGCUUCCCAAUUUUAUUGGAAAACCUUUAAAAAUGAAGGAAUUAAUAUCACAAGAUUAAAGGGGAAGCUAUUAAUGGAAAAUGGUAGACACCACUUGCAUUUGGAUAAUGACAAAAAAACUUCCUUAAGAAAUAGUAAUUCUUUGGUAAGUUGUGGUUUACCAGAUGCAGAUAAACUCCUAGCUACAUUAUCAAAUAUGGGUAUUAAUGCAUCUAUGGAACAUGGUAUAGAUGAUGCUGAAUCACAAAAUGUUUGUAUAGUUCACACAGAAGACCCUUACAAAGCUUUGAUAGAGAUUGGAAACACCGGUACUAGUAUUACUACUGCUGAUGCCAAUAUUGCUUCUAUCAUUUAUAAAGCUAUAGAUGACAUUUUUUAUGGGGUUUGAUAUGAUAGAUUUUAUUUUUAUUGAUGUAGGUAAAAUUCUUGUAUCUGUAUAUUAUUCAUAGUUAUAAGUUAUUAUAAGUUAAUGACACAAUUUGUCGUUGCUAGUGUUA